ACUGCUUCGACCACGGAGUGCUCUAUUUCUUCUUUAUUACUGCCACAAAAGGCAGAUUCCAAAAUACUUCAUUCCGAAGCUAAACUCCUAAAAAAUGGGCGUCAUAAGCUUCAAGUUUUCUCUGAAUUCCUAACGUCUAACCAAAGUAUUUGCCCUCCGGCGGCGAUUUUGCUAAUUUCGAAUGGUCGAGCUUCCGUACCAACAACAUCUUCUGCUUCAUAUUCAUAUUCUUAGCCUUCAUUUUCUUCCCUCUUUUCAUAUUCUUCAACUUCCUAUUUAUUCAUUAUUUUCCAACAAUUGGUUGUGAACAGCGACGCAGAAGACGUCGGGCAAUUGAAGUGACACGAGAUCGUCUUUUUUGCUCAUUUUACCUAUUCUAUUAAAAACGACACUUUUAGAAUUGUCUUCUCCUUCUUCAAAGUUCCCCGUUAAACAUUCAAAAUUCCUCCUCCUUCGAAAGAUUCGAAAACGCCAAAAAUAUCUUUUCUACGCAAAAUUAUGAAUCGAAUAGGACCCCGCCGACGGGGGUUUCGGACGAGACAAAACGGUAACAGUCAACAAAAGGAGAUAGUGGAACCAGUGAUGGCAAGUGGUGUUUGCGUUCAUUCAGUACUUCCGUUUAAAUCCGCCAAUGCCGCAGACUGCUUAGCACGACGCGACAUGUAUCGCCAGGGAACCAAUCAAUCGGUGUGCUCCGAUGCCGAUGAGUUCACACCAGAAGAACUUCAAGAAUUUGCUCAAGCCUUCAAAUUGUUUGACAAGGAUGGAAACAACACAAUGAAUAUCAAAGAAUUGGGUGAAGCAAUGCGUAUGCUUGGUCUGAAUCCAACUGAAGAAGAGCUUCUUAACAUGGUUAACGAGUAUGAUGUGGAUGGUAAUGGAAAAAUUGAUUUUGGAGAAUUUUGUAAAAUGAUGAAGGAAAUGAACAAAGAAACUGAUCAAGAGUUGAUUCGGCUUGCUUUCAAAGUGUUUGAUAAAGAUGGAAACGGGUACAUUACUGCACAAGAGUUCAAGCAUUUCAUGACUACAAUGGGUGAAAGAUUCAGUGAGGAAGAGGUUGAUGAGAUUAUUCGAGAAGUUGAUAAGGAUGGCGAUGAACAGAUCGACUUAGACGAGUUCGUCAACAUGGUUGCUCCGAUUGUAUCGGAUGGUACCAAAACUGAUCCAUUCCUCGAACCAACUGCCUCCACUAAUCCACCUACCAAAUAAACUUUGUCACUUAAAUUACAACAAACUGCCUAUCUUUUUCCAAUUGAUACUACUUAUUUCUAACUGAGUCAAAAAUGUACAAAACUCCCGAUGCAUUCCCUCAUUUUAAUAUCGCUAGGUGUUAUCCGGUAGAAAUCAUUUGUGCAGAAACCCUGUGGACCAUUACUUUUUCUUCGUUUUCAUUCCAUUUGAUAAUUGAUCUCUGUUUAAUGUAUUUAUUUGGUCUCUAUGUAAUUCAAUUUUUUGAAUCAAUAAAAAUAAAACAUGAGUCUUUGAUGA
Messenger RNA from Caenorhabditis elegans, 1488 nucleotides. It is a transcript of the gene cal-4, whose product is annotated as EF-hand domain-containing protein. The transcript has 5 exons. Gene Ontology annotation, molecular function: calcium ion binding. Lineage: Eukaryota; Metazoa; Nematoda; Chromadorea; Rhabditida; Rhabditidae. The record is from RefSeq and is marked reviewed. Bases 499 to 1209 code for a protein of 236 amino acids.